GAGAGUUUCAAAGACAGCUGCUUUAUCUGCUGGGAGGGCGAAAAAAAGUUAUCCAGCAUGUGCGAUGUCAACUGCGCAGUUGUUCGAAUCGAACCUCUUCAUGAGCGCUGGGACUUAGUGGAGGCGUGUGCGGAACUACUGAACACCCAGUGGCAACGCAGUAUGGGGGCGCGAAUGCACUCCCUCCAUCAAUCGGGCCACAACUAUCCCGUGUGUCUCCUCCUAUUGAAUGGGGAGAGGCGGAGUCAAGAUGAGAAGUUAAUAGGCCACGCCCGCUUAUCCCGCGUACUGGGAAACCGUAGUCUGUUUGUAGAGUCUGUCGUGGUGUGUAGCACGCUGCGAGGGAAGGGCUAUGGGCGUAUCUUGAUGGAGGGUGUAGAGCGAUAUGCAAAGACACGGGGCUGCACCCGAUUGUGCCUAACCACCCAUGAUAAGCAACACUUCUAUGCCCAUCUGGGUUUUGUGCUGUCCAAACCUGUCCAGAGUGUUGGUACGCUGGCUUCCUUCAUGUCUGUGGAGGUGCUGCACAAGUUCUGUAGGACUGCGGAGAAUGAGGAAGAGAGGAAGAGCGAUGCUGCUAAAUUAUCUUCAAAGUCAAUAAACAAUACUACACAGUCUGCACCUUCCCCGAUUCUGCCUCCACCUCCACCCCCUCCUCCUCCUCCUCCUCCUCUAUCUGGCUCUGUUCCUCCACCACCUCCACCUCCUGCUCCUUUGUCUUGGACUCCAGUUACUCAGACUCUGGAGCAAACACCAUACACAGACAACAGAGGGCUGCCUAUCUUCUGGAUGCACAAGGACAUCUGAGACAAAUAUAUAAACACUUUCAAUCCAUACUUAUUCAGGGAUACACAAAUGCUGUGUUUACUGUAUCAUGUAAAUCUGUUUGAACUUUGGUGACUUAAAACUCUGUGACAAUCUCAAUGUGCCUUAAUACCAAAGAUUUACUUUGUGUUUUAACUGCUAUUUAUGUAAAGUUUUUUAUUGUAAAAUCAGUUGAAGGUUGACAAAUUUCUCUGAACCAGAUAUCUCUGCUGGCAUUUUGACACCUGCCUCAGUUUAAAUGGCUAUCUCAAAAUAAAACCUUUCUAAUAUU
This is a messenger RNA of Myxocyprinus asiaticus (Chinese sucker), 1096 nucleotides long. RefSeq names its product N-alpha-acetyltransferase 80. Lineage: Eukaryota; Metazoa; Chordata; Actinopteri; Cypriniformes; Catostomidae. The transcript has 2 exons. Gene Ontology annotation, biological process: protein acetylation. Gene Ontology annotation, molecular function: N-acetyltransferase activity; acetyl-CoA binding. Gene Ontology annotation, cellular component: cytoplasm. The record is from RefSeq and is a predicted model, not a curated record. The coding region runs from base 58 to 807 and encodes 249 amino acids.